Molecule: messenger RNA, 1298 nt
Organism: Drosophila obscura
Lineage: Eukaryota; Metazoa; Arthropoda; Insecta; Diptera; Drosophilidae
Product: GPN-loop GTPase 1
Exons: 1
Coding region: 93-1259 (388 amino acids)
Molecular function (GO): GTPase activity
Source: RefSeq, a predicted model, not a curated record
AUAUAUUGAUACAUCCCAUCCCUAUACGGCGCACGUUUUGUUUUGUUUUGUUUCUUCAAUUCUGGUGAAAUACGUAAUAAAAAGCCACGACAAUGGCUGCCAAACCGUCCAGCAGUGAGCCCAGCAUUGAGAACAUUCAACUGGAGGCGCUUUCGCUGAGCGAGGGCAUUCAGGACUCGCCCGUAUGCAUUAUUGUUCUGGGCAUGGCCGGCUCCGGCAAGACGACCUUCACGCGUAGCCUCAUCCAGCACGCCCAGGAAAAGUUUAAUCCGUAUGUGGUCAAUCUGGACCCCGCGUGCCGCGAAGUGCCGUAUGCGACGCACAUUGACAUCCGGGACACAGUCAACUACAAGGAGGUGAUGAAGCAAUAUCAACUGGGACCCAAUGGCGGCAUAGUGACGGCCCUAAACAUGUUUACCACCAAGAUGGCCAAGUUCGCAGAGCUGGUGCGCCGGGCCGGCCAGCGCGGCCACAAGUGGUGCAUCAUUGACACGCCGGGCCAGAUUGAGGUCUUCACCUGGUCCGCCUCUGGCAACAUCAUCACCGAAGGCUUGGCUACCAUGUUCCCCACCAUCAUUGUGUAUGUUAUGGAUGUGGUGCGUUCGGCCUGUCCCACAACCUUCAUGUCCAACAUGCUCUACGCUUGCUCCAUUCUGUACAAGACGCGGCUGCCCUUUCUCGUGGCCUUGAAUAAGAUUGACCUGAAGGACUGCAGCUUUGUGCAGGAAUGGAUGACGGACUUUGAGGUCUACCAGGAUGCCCUCGAGCAGGAGCAGAGUUUCGUGAACAACCUCACACGCACCAUGUCACUCACUCUGGACACCUUCUACGAGAACCUGGUCACCUGCGGUGUCUCGUCCAAGACGGGCGUCGGCUUUGCUCAGCUCCUGAAGCAUGUCCUCGACUGUGUAAAGGAAUACGAGAACGACUACAAGCCCGUAUAUGAGAAAAUGCGGAAGGAGCGCCUUGCCGAGCAGCAAGCCAUGCUCCAGCCAGCUUCGACUGUGGAGGAUUCGGGUACUGCAGUACCCAUGGGCCUGGACCUCAAGGAUCCACCCCCAUACUCUGGCAACAGCGUGUUCCUGAUGGCCCCUGGCCUGGUGCCGCAGCAGUUGGAUUCCGAGGAGUUGGAGGAAGAUAUGGAGAUCGAUGCCAAGGGCAGCACCGAGGAGCAGAACUUCCAGACAUUCGUCCAGAGUCACCUCACGGCCCAGAAAAGCAAGCGCAACAAAUUUGUUCAAGAGCAGCAAAAGCCUUAAUGUGAUGUGUAGAUUUCAAUAAAAAUAUUCUGUAGCACU